UGUGUGUGUGUGUGCGCGCACAGUCGAGCUCUGCUGUCUGCUGCUGCUGUCAGCUGUCAGUCGUCUGCUGGCCGUGCCGCGAGCCGGUCGUGCCCACUCCACUUUCUUCGCGUUCGUGCCGUUUUUGAGGUGAGCUGUGGCCUGCUGUGUUAAGAUGGACCACUCCAUGAUGGACCAUUCAGCCCAUAUGGGAAUGGAUCAUUCAGCCAUGAAUCACUCGGCUAUGGAUCACUCAGCCAUGGACCACUCAACCAUGAACCACUCAGCCAUGGACCAUUCAGCCAUGGACCACUCAGCCCAUCUAGCCAUGGACCACUCAGCCAUGGACCACUCAGCCCAUCUAGGCAUGGACCAUUCCACAAUGGACCAUUCUAUGAUGGAUCAUUCAACUAUGGAUCACUCCUCUAUGUCUAUGUCAAUGACGUUUCAUUUUGGAGUAAUGGAGAAAGUUCUGUUCAAUGAAUGGCAAGUUGACAGGGUAUCCACAAUGGUAUUAUCAUGUGUUGGAAUUUUCUUCAUGGCUGUCAUAUACGAGGGCAUUAAAUAUUACAGAGAAAACCUGUUAUGGAGGACCUACAAUUCACUGCACUACAGAGCAGUGAACGAUAAUGCUGUUCCAGAUGCAGAGAAUCAUAAACCUGUUGUCCGAGAAGUUAUUCGCAAAGAUUCGCCCAGGAUGUUUAGCCAGAAACAUGUGUUGCAAACUGGCUUACACAUAGUGCAGCUGAUUGUGAGCUACCUUCUCAUGCUGAUUUUUAUGACAUACAAUAUCUGGUUGUGCUUAGCUGUCAUUCUGGGUUCUGCAACAGGAUACUUUAUGUUCGGUUGGAAACGCACAGUUGUUGUUGAUAUGACUGAAACAUGUCACUGACCCAAACUACGCGGCCUUGCGCCGCUAGCAACUCAUGACAGUUUUGGAAGCCUAAACAGUAAUUUGUUUCAAGAGCGGUGGUAAAAAAAAGGAAAAAGAAUCUAUGUUUGCUGGUAAAAGACAACAGGGUUUUCUAUUAAUGAAUUAGAGCAGACUUUGCAUGUGUUCUUAACUAACUGCAAGUUAAAUAUGUUUAAGAUAUUGCAAUGCCUAGUGUUUUUCAUGAAACCUCCUGCAAUUUUUAUUUUUAAUGCCUGGAGUAAAAUAAUUUUUUAGUUGCUUGUGAUUCAAUGAAAUUCUGUCUGUCACUGUGACGGCUGCAAUGUUGAUGGCAGCAAUGAAUUUAUGAGCCUGGGUGCGAGACGUUACCUGUAGUCUUAAUUGACCUGACCAAACCUUUUGGUCAACCUAAAUUGUUUAGCUUCCAACUUUCCAUUCAUGUGAUAUUUUUUAUGAUGUGGCUUGGCUUAACUAUUCCAUUUGUAUUAGUUGGUACUACAUAUGGUUCCUUUUGCCAACCCUUGGCCAUCACCUAUUUCUUUUAAAAGCAACUGGAUUGAUCCAUGACUAUCUUUGGGUAGUUAGUGUAGUUUAGUGUAGGACUUGACCCUAUUUUUCCAAAUAUUCCAUAUUUAUGAUCUUUCUAAGGCUGAUUUGACAACUUAUCAGCUAGUUUUAGGUUCUUCUAGACAGUAUUUCCUCAACUCUCAACUUCCUGAAAUUUCCUGUCUUGAUUCUCAGAAUUCUGUGUGCAUCUGGCGAUUUCAAGUUGUAUUUUUCUAUGUAUUAUGGAUAUGACAGAUUCUUAAAAGUUCUUGUGUAUGCCACAUGGUGUGUUUGUACUCUAUCACUUGUUCCCCUUUUCUUCAUUUGAGGAAAAUAGACUGGAUGCAUUGGUAACAGUUACUUUAAAAGAAUGCGCACCACUUUCUGAAUCUGGAAUUAUUUUUCUGUAUUGUUGGUAUUUGAUUUUAUUGUGGCUGUGAUUUAAACUAAUACUCAUUGCUGAACUGAAUCUAAUGCUUUGAGUAUUUCGAAGUUUCCGUUUGUCAUAGAAACUGAACACCAACAAAAAAAGCUGUCUUGUACUCCUAUCAUGUGAUACUCCUUGAGUAAAUAAACGAAUACAUACUAAAAA
Molecule: messenger RNA, 2009 nt
Organism: Thrips palmi
Lineage: Eukaryota; Metazoa; Arthropoda; Insecta; Thysanoptera; Thripidae
Product: high affinity copper uptake protein 1-like
Exons: 7
Coding region: 155-871 (238 amino acids)
Biological process (GO): copper ion transmembrane transport
Cellular component (GO): membrane
Molecular function (GO): copper ion transmembrane transporter activity
Source: RefSeq, a predicted model, not a curated record